AGGAAGCAUACGCGCGCUCUCUAGCGAAACACUUGCGCCGUGGUAGUCACGUAUUUCUCAAACUUGUUUUUAUGUAUGAAUGCUAAAGUGUAGCAUUGAUUAUACUUUUGAAGUUCACUAUAGUGAUCAACCAGAAAGUUGUGGUGCUUAGUUCCUUAUCUCUUAUACUUCGAGAUUGCCAAAGUGCACAAUUGAGAGAAAACUUGUUUUGUUGCUCGCCGUAAGAAAUGUAGACCAGUCUUAGGUGAUGAGGUGCGGCCGGAGAUAAGCGUCUGGACCCGGAAGGACCGCGAUAAGGCCGGCCUUCGGUUUCCCGCGCAUGCGCCUUCGUCGGCGGCUGUCGGAGGCCCCGCUCAGCAACUGCAGCGACGACAAGAGCAGCGAAGGAGUGCGGGGAGAUAGCAUCAAGGAGGAGCUUGCCAGUCCGCCGCGCACCGCCCGUGUGUCAGGGAUGCUCCUGUAGGGCCCUUAUCGGCUUCCAUCGCGACAGGGACCUCCGUCUUCCUGCCCCUGAAGUCUCCCGCUCUCUCUCUCUCUCCCUCCUCCUCCUCCCCCUCCUCGCUCUUCGCACCGCCGCCCCUUCGCCGCUCCCAAGAUGAAGCUGAAGGAGCGCCUGGUGAUCGGCGUGAUGGCGGGGCUCGUGCUCCUGACGGUGGUCCUCGUCCUCGACGUCGAGACGGGACUGACGUCAGGCGACCGCCCGCGCACGCCCGCCCACGCCCGCGUCCGCUACGCCUUCAGACAGCGGCACCUGCAGAAGACCAACAACGGGUCCCGCGAGGCGUCCCUGGCAGCGGCCGCCUCCGCCCAGCUCAGCGCCGCCGUCGACGACCCCGCCCACCCGCCCCCUCCCGGCCCCGAUAACCUCGUGGCCGUGGGCGCGACGGGCGGGCGCCAGGAGCCCAAGACCACGUCCACGACCCCGCCCGACCCCUACAACGACCUGGUGGAGGCGGUGGUGAAGGUGGACAGCGUGAGCAAGUUGUCGAGGCGCCGUCGGAAGCACUGGAACCCCACCCUCGGGGAGCUCCUGGGCAUCGAUCUGAGUGAGAGGCCGAUGCGCGCGCACCCGGACCCGAGCGGACCCCCUCGUGAGCCCUUGAGUUAUGAGGCCGUUGAUCACUUCCCGCCCGAUGCGAGGGACAUCGGGCGCCCGCGAUGA
Molecule: messenger RNA, 1162 nt
Organism: Penaeus vannamei (Pacific white shrimp)
Lineage: Eukaryota; Metazoa; Arthropoda; Malacostraca; Decapoda; Penaeidae
Source: RefSeq, a predicted model, not a curated record